Molecule: messenger RNA, 4519 nt
Organism: Hypanus sabinus (Atlantic stingray)
Lineage: Eukaryota; Metazoa; Chordata; Chondrichthyes; Myliobatiformes; Dasyatidae
Gene: espn
Product: espin
Exons: 14
Biological process (GO): actin filament bundle assembly
Cellular component (GO): cytoplasm
Molecular function (GO): actin filament binding
Source: RefSeq, a predicted model, not a curated record
CUCCAGGUCAGCAGAACCCCAUCCACCCCGAAAAGGAACAGGAGAGACAUCAAAGAUUAUUCACGUCCUUGGUAAUUAAAUAUUCAGCAUGGUACAGACCCUGCGGGAUUCGGUCAGGAACCGGCGCCGGAGCAAAAUGGUCACGCGCAAAAAGUGAAGCGUCGGAAGGAAAUGAUAAUCGAGUAUUUGAACAAAUACACAAGAGUAUAAAAUGGUUCUGGACCCCUCGCUGGUCGCUGCCAGGAACGGCGACCUGAAAGCGUUGCAGGCGCUGCAAAGUAAGGGCGCCCUCCUGCAGAAAGUGUCCGAUCACCUCGGAGCUUCGCCGGUGCAUCACGCCGCCCGCUCCGGGAGGCUCGACGCCCUGAAGUACCUGGUGGAAGAGGCGAGACUCGCCGGGAAUCAGCGUGCCAGGAACGGGGCGACUCCGGCGCACGACGCGGCUGCCACCGGCAACCUGUCGUGUUUGCAGUGGCUGCUGUCAGCGGGAGGAUGUCAGACACAGGAUAAGGACAGCUCUGGGGCCACAGUUCUGCACCUCUCAUCGUGGUUUGGGCAUCACAGUGUCACAGAGUGGUUAUUGAAAGAGGGGGGCAGUGACCCAAGAGCAGCAACGGAUACCGGAGCCCUUCCCGUGCACUACGCUGCAGCCAAAGGUGACCUUCAGUCACUACGACUGCUGCUUGGACAAUGUCCCAACGUUGUAAAUACACAAAUGAAAAAUGGUGCCACUCCCCUCUAUCUGGCCAGCCAGGAGGGUCACCUGGAGGCUGUCCAGUAUCUUGUGAAAGAAUGUGGAGCAGACCCACACAUACGAGCCAAUGAUGGGAUGACUGCUCUCCACUCAGCAGCCCAGAUGGGACACAACACCGUCAUCGUCUGGCUGGUGAGUUUCUCAGACAUUAGCCUGUUGGACCAGGAUGGUGAAGGGGCCACAGCAAUGCACUUUGCUGCCAGUAAAGGACACGCCAAGGUUCUCAGCUGGCUAUUGUUGCACGGAGGUGAAAUUGCCACAGAUAACUGGGGAGGGUCCCCACUGCACGAUGCUGCUGAGAAUGGAGAACUGGAGUGCUGCCAGAUCUUGGUGGUCAACGGUGUCGACCUGGGCAUUCGCGAUGACGAUGGCUACACAGCUGCAGAGUUGGCUGAGUAUAAUGGACACAGUCAAUGCGCCAAGUACCUCAAGACAGUUGAGAACAUGAGUGUGGAGCACCGGGUCCUGUCUCGGGACCCGUCCCUGGACCUCGAAUGCAAACAGCCUGACUCGGGGAUGUCAUCUCCCAACACCACCAUCUCAUCGCAGCAGCCGACUGGGACCGACUUGGGCUCCCCCUCCAGCACACUGUCCAACUACAACUCCUGCCAUUCCAGCCAAUCCAGUACCAGGGAAAAGAGGGGCAGCCCGGAGGGGCAGGCCCAGGGCCGGGGACAAGGGCCAUCAGCGAAUAUGGACAUGGACACUUACAUGGACAUGCUGAACCCGGAGGUGAGCCCUCGGGAAAACCAGGCACCUGGAAGCAAAGCUCUUCCGCUACCUCCUACGUUCCCGGCUCCGUCUCCCCCGGCGACGUCUCAGCCGCUGCCACCUCCACCCUGUUACCCGGCACCACACCCCCCGGUGGAAGAGCCCUCGGCGGACGUGUACCCGCACACGAGGAGUAACCUUCGGGACAUCAAGAACGAAGCAUCGAAUAAACUGGAGUUAAAUCCCAAUGAAAUAAAUCCAGACAGACUGAAGAGGGUUGAAUCAAAUCGAAAGUCAAGAGGCUUCAACAAGGAACCCAGCACGGCUGAUUAUUACAAGUCCCUUGGAAACAGUGCACAGCAAAGCUCUCAAAUGGCACCUAAUGAGGAGGGCUCUCUUGCACUGGAGGGAGGUCAUAGGAAUGGAAGCAUUCCAGAAAACCAGCUCAUCAGCGAAAUACCUGCUCCCCCACCCCCUCCCCCUCUCCCAGAAACUGUGUCAAACCCCGUUCCUCCACCUCCACCUCCACUGCCAACAGAGACCACCGUGUCUAGCAGCAACCAGCGAAGACCUUCUUCAUCCUCUGCAGGAAGUACAAAGUCCUUCAAUAUGAUGUCCCCAAAUGGAGAUAACACUGAGUUACUGGCUGAAAUCAAGGCUGGAAGAAAUCUGAAGCCAACUGCCCAGAGCAAGGGGACUACUGUGGUCUUUUCAAACUCUGGGAAUAUGGUGAGUAUACCACAGACAUACCAGUGCUGAUCAGAAAUCCAACGAAAGCUCGAUGCCUCAUUGCACCUUUACCCUGCUCCAUUUCUUGCAUUUCAGCCCAAAAACACAAACGUGAAGCAUAAGGGCGGCAGUCCGACCGAACCGUGUGUAAAUGGGGUUGCUUCGGCUGCGGCUGAUGCCGAGUCACUUGUACCGACUCACGAUGAGCUGGGAGUUCCAAUACCUGAGUGGAAGAGGCAGGUGAUGGUGCGGAAGCUGCAGGUUAAGAUCCAGGAGGAGGAAGAACAGAAACGAAAAGAGGAUCAAGAAGCAGCUCGUUUAGCCAGCCUGCCCGCAUGGAGGAGAGACAUAGUGAAAAAGAAAAUGAACGAAGAAAGGGACCAGAAAAGGAAAGAAGAGGAGCAACAGAAGAAAAUGGAGGAGGAGAAGCGAAAGGAGCAGUCCGAGAAACUCCGCACUCUCGGUUACGACGAGUCGAAACUGGCACCUUGGCAGCUGCAACUCAUCCUGAAGAAAGGGGAUUUAGUGAAGCACGACUGAGACUCUCGCUUCAAAUCUUCAAUCGUUUUUGCUGUAGCGUAAAGCACGGUGUUCAGUAGUAGAGAGAUCCCCGAGGGUUAGUUCACUGCUGAACAUGCCAGGCCUCCACAGCAAAGCCCAAUGUUAGUCAAUAGCUCUUUCUUUGGUUGGUAUCUCCUGUGUAAUACACAAGCCAACGCUGAGGAAAUAUUUCAAGCUUCCGUCUACACCUGCACAUCCCUCACUCUAACCUUCUUACCCCCAACUUUCUCCAAAGUAUUCACUAGGCGAUUGCUUGAUUUCUAUGGAAAAAGCUCUCUGCUAUCAUGGUAAUUGUGAUUUGUAGAUUUGCUACCCAAAAAUAAAACCCAGUUAUGAUAUCAUGUGUUCCAGGUAUAAAAUCUAUCCAUUCCUUUUGUAAAAUAACAAUGCAGUUUUAAAGUUCUGGGGACUGUUAAUUAAAAUCACAUGUUUUGGGCGUCGGCUCAUUUUGAGUGAUUGGUUUUGAGCUGAUUGUCAAGCAGAGUUCUGGAGGUUUACCAAGUCAGGAGCUGAGUCGCCUUGCGAGUGGGAGUCCAUUGCCCAGCGCAGAGCUGAGGUAAGGAGACCAGAUUCAGAUUCACAAUCGGGUUUAGUAUCAUUGAUAUACAGUAUGCCGUGAGGAACACACACAAAAUGCUGGAGCAGCUCAGCAGGCCAGGCAGCUUCUAUGGAGAGGAAUAAACAAUCAACGUUUUGGGCUGAAAUCCUUCAUCGGGAUCCAUGACUCAGAAGUUAUGAUGAAGGGUCUCGGCCCGAAAUGUCAGCUGCUUAUUCCUUUCCAUAGAUGCUCCCCGGCCUGCUGAGUUCCUCGAGCAUUUUGUGUGUUUUACUCUGGAUUUCCAGCAUCUGUGGGAUCUCUUGUCUAAUUGAUAUACUUCAUGAAAUCUGUUAUUUUGUGGCAGGAGUACAGUGGAAUACAUAAAAAUUACCAUAAAUUACAAUAAAAAUAUGAGAUAUAUAUUUUAAAAAUUUUGGUAAAUUUCGGAAAAUAAGACUGGGAAGGUUUGUGCCUUGUGUCCUCUGACGAAACCCCCAUCAUUUCUCUUAAUUGGGCCAAUCUCAGCUAGGUCUGUACCGGAUUGCCUAGCAACUCAGAGACAACUGAGGAAAAUUAAUAGAAGGGGUUUCCAGACUCUUGGGGCAGAAUCAGAUGAGGUGUGGUUGUGAUGCCUUCCACGGUCUUUUAUCUGAACCUAACAGCCUUGGGCUGCAGCAAAGGACUGGCAGCAGAUGUAGAUGUAAACGUAGGUACCAGGGGACGUAAGCCAGUCGACACAUCAGCAGCCGGCCAACCCGUGUCUCGAAACUGGUAAUUCCGGGAAAUGAGAAGGACCGACCAGUAGCCCUAUGGCAGAAUGUGACUUCCCACUGCCCACCCCAGUUACAUCAGUCACGUUGCCUGAACCCACUUCCACUGCGAGUGGGGGGAGCCCCUCACCGAGCACUCUGUUACACAAACACAAUUGUACGAACUCCUGUCCGGACUCUUGUCGCUAUCAGUUUUGUAUGUAAUCACGCGGAGGCCACCUUAUUUCCCGAUGAGCAGCUCUUCAUCAGAUUUUAGCGUGUGCACAAGGGAACUACCUCUGCAAACCCUCUGUAAAUGUAUGCGAUGUUACAUGCCACACUGUUCAUGAUUAUUAUUAUAAACUUUCUUAGAUGCCAUAUGACUUAAGGAAUGAGACGAAUGUCUCUGCCAUUAGCCUGUUUUUUUCACAGAUCUAACACCCUAGUUUCUCAGCCACCAUCUCUCUACUUCCUGGA